Molecule: messenger RNA, 2214 nt
Organism: Leptosia nina
Lineage: Eukaryota; Metazoa; Arthropoda; Insecta; Lepidoptera; Pieridae
Source: the annotation of a GenBank genome assembly
AUGUCUAAACGAAGGAUCGAAGUAAUGGAUCCAUUUAUUAAGAAGAAGCGUGAGGAAAAGGCGGCAGCGGCUGCAAAAUCAGGAACCAGCGGUGAAGGAUCUUCAGACACAUCAGUAGCUACACUUGGAACAUCUUUACCGCCUAACGCUACAAGCACACCAGGUGUAAAUCCAUACACAGGUCUGCCACACUCACCGCGAUACCAUGAGCUUUUACGAAAGAGGCUUGGUCUACCCGUGUGGGAAUAUAAGAAUGAUUUUAUGCGUCUUCUCAAUUCCCACCAGUGCGUUGUACUUGUGGGUGAAACUGGUUCUGGGAAAACAACACAAAUCCCCCAAUGGUGUGUUGAGUUUGCUGCCGUUACAGCUGGAAAAUCCAAAGGUGUGGCCUGUACUCAACCGAGAAGGGUAGCUGCCAUGUCUGUAGCGCAGAGAGUUGCUGAAGAAAUGGAUGUAGCUUUGGGACAACAAGUUGGUUACAGUAUUCGUUUUGAGGACUGUUCUGGUCCACUAACGGUAUUGAAAUACAUGACAGAUGGUAUGUUACUCCGAGAAGCUAUGUCUGAUCCAAUGCUGGACCAGUACAGAGUAAUCUUGCUUGAUGAAGCUCAUGAAAGGACAUUGGCUACUGACAUAUUGAUGGGAGUCCUAAAAGAAGUUAUUAAACAACGGACUGACUUAAAACUAGUUAUUAUGUCUGCCACUCUGGAUGCAGGAAAAUUCCAGCAAUAUUUUGAUAAUGCACCUCUAAUGAACGUCCCCGGAAGAACCCACCCUGUUGAAAUAUUCUACACACCACAGCCUGAGCGAGAUUAUUUAGAAGCAGCUAUACGUACAGUGAUACAAAUUCAUCUCUGCGAGGAAGUUGCUGGUGACAUCCUCUUAUUUUUAACUGGACAAGAAGAGAUAGAAGAUGCUUGUAAACGAAUUAAACGAGAGAUUGAUAAUCUCGGUCCAGAUGCUGGCGAACUAAAGUGCAUUCCCCUAUAUUCCACGUUACCUCCGAAUCUACAGCAGCGUAUCUUCGAACCGGCGCCACCAAAUCGCCCAAACGGUGCAAUAGGUCGUAAAGUAGUUGUAUCCACUAACAUAGCUGAAACAUCCUUGACAAUUGACGGUGUAGUGUUUGUGAUAGACCCUGGUUUUGCUAAGCAGAAGGUCUAUAAUCCUCGAAUCCGUGUCGAGUCACUGCUGGUGUCUCCAAUCAGUAAGGCCUCAGCUCAGCAGAGAGCAGGGCGAGCUGGUAGGACUCGGCCCGGGAAGUGCUUCAGACUCUACACAGAGAAGGCGUAUAAGAACGAGAUGCAGGAUAAUACCUAUCCGGAAAUUUUGAGAUCGAACUUAGGAUCUGUAGUUUUGCAGUUGAAAAAGUUGGGGAUCGACGACCUGGUGCAUUUCGACUUCAUGGACCCACCUGCGCCCGAGACCUUGAUGCGGGCGUUGGAGUUGCUCAACUACUUGGCUGCACUGGAUGAUGACGGCAAUCUUACUGACCUGGGUGCAGUGAUGGCGGAAUUUCCCUUGGACCCACAAUUGGCGAAGAUGCUCAUAGCCAGUUGCAACCACAACUGCUCAAAUGAAAUACUAUCUAUCACAGCCAUGUUAUCAGUACCACAAUGUUUCGUCCGACCAAACGAGGCGCGGAAGGCCGCGGACGAGGCCAAAAUGAGGUUCGCUCACAUAGACGGUGAUCAUCUCACGUUACUCAAUGUCUACCACGCUUUUAAACAGAACAUGGAAGACCCACACUGGUGCUAUGACAACUUCAUCAACUACCGUUCACUCAAAUCCGGUGAUAAUGUGAGGCAGCAGCUCAGCAGAAUUAUGGACAGGUUUAAUCUAAAGAGGACGAGCACAGAAUUUACCAGUAAGGAUUACUACAUUAACAUUAGGAAAGCACUCGUCAACGGAUUCUUUAUGCAGGUCGCUCACUUGGAAAGGAGUGGACACUACUUAACAGUAAAAGACAACCAGAUAGUCCAACUUCACCCGUCUACAUGUCUGGACCACAAACCCGAUUGGGUCAUAUACAAUGAAUUUGUGCUAACCACCAAGAAUUAUAUCAGAACCGUCACUGAUAUUAAACCGGAAUGGUUACUACGCAUCGCGCCACAGUACUACGAAUUAAAUAACUUCCCAGUCUGCGAAGCGAGACGUCAGCUGGAAUUACUACAGGCGCGACUCGACUCCAAAUCCUACCAAGAGGGAUUCUAA